Molecule: messenger RNA, 1339 nt
Organism: Mercurialis annua (annual mercury)
Lineage: Eukaryota; Viridiplantae; Streptophyta; Magnoliopsida; Malpighiales; Euphorbiaceae
Product: heavy metal-associated isoprenylated plant protein 6-like
Exons: 5
Coding region: 101-1123 (340 amino acids)
Molecular function (GO): metal ion binding
Source: RefSeq, a predicted model, not a curated record
CAUUUUCAAUUCUUCAAAUAAUACAACAACUCUCUAAUUCCAAACCUAAUUCUCAUUUCUACCAGUGGUUUAGCUAACUCUAAACAAUUCACAUUAACCAAUGGGUGCUGAGAAAGAAGUUGCUGAAAAGAAACCAGAAGCUGCCGCCGCCGCAGAGAAAAAAGAUGACGCGAAGGUCGUAUCUGUUUACAAAAUGGAUAUGCAUUGCGAAGGCUGUGCAAAGAAAAUUAGAAGCGCAGUUAAACAUUUAGAAGGUGUGGAGUCGGCGAAAACCGAUUGCGACGCGAAUAAACUGACGGUUACCGGAAAAGUUGAUCCGGCGAAAGUUAAGGCGAGGCUUGAGGAGAAAACUAAGAAGAAAGUUGAGAUUAUUUCUCCACUACCUAAGAAAGACGGUGAUAAAAAACCUGAUGAGAAAAAACCAGACGACAAAAAACCUGACGAGAAAAAACCUGAAGAAAAGAAAACUCCUCCUAAAGAGAGUACUGUCGUUUUGAAGAUCAGAACACACUGUGAUGGUUGUGUUUCCAAGAUGAAGAAGAUCAUUUUGAAAAUCAAAGGUGUUGCUAGCGUUACAGUGGAUGCACCUAAAGAUUUAGUAACAGUCAAAGGAACAAUGGACGUGAGUUCGAUGGUUUCUUAUCUCAAGGAUAAACUCAAAAGAGCCGUUGACGUUGUUCCUCCGAAAAAAGAGGAGCCGAAGAAAGAAGCCGCCGCCGCCGCCCCUGCCGGUGGUGAGAAGAAAGAUAAGGAAGGCGGAGGAGAAGCCAAAGCUGAGAAAAAAGAAGGCGGAGGAGACAAAAAAGAAGCAGCUCCCGUUGCAGCAGCGCCGGCGCCGAGUGGUGCUAAGAUGGAGAUGAGUAAAUUUGAAUAUUAUCCAGCACCAGCGCCGACUCAUUGGUUAGAAGGAGUGUUUGGACACAGUUACAGUGGUGAGCCCCAUCAUCAAGGAUAUUACCCGGAAAACCAUCAAGCGUACCCGGUAAUGAACCACGGGCAUGGAUAUAUCCAACAAGGAUACGUACAACAACCGGGUUAUGUUAUGGAACCAAUGUACAACCACCCAAUGCAUGCACCACAGAUGUUCAGCGAGGAGAAUCCGAACGCGUGUUCUGUUAUGUAAAUAAGGAUAAAUAACAGGGAGAGAAAAGUAAAUAUAAGAAGAAAAAUAAUAAUCGGAGUGAAUAGUAGAAUUUUGUCUUAGGUAAAAUUAAAUUAAACGAGUAGAGGAAUUUUAACGUUGUACCCUUGCCGGCCGGCGUAAUGGUCUUGUCGGUUUAGUUGGUUGUUAUUUUGUUUACUUUGUUAUUUUAAUCAAUUUUAUAAUUAACAUUUCUUA